Molecule: messenger RNA, 2577 nt
Organism: Penicillium cosmopolitanum
Lineage: Eukaryota; Fungi; Ascomycota; Eurotiomycetes; Eurotiales; Aspergillaceae
Gene: atrR
Product: transcription factor atrR
Exons: 7
Coding region: 1-2577 (858 amino acids)
Biological process (GO): DNA-templated transcription
Molecular function (GO): DNA binding; zinc ion binding
Source: RefSeq, a predicted model, not a curated record
AUGGACGGUCUGGGGGAUGGCGAUGGCAUCGGAUUUGACAUGAUGAUGAACCAGGAGCCCCAACUGUUCGGUGGCUACCCCCACGAUGGUUCGCACAUGGCCGGCAUGUCUGCGGGGUCUAUGUACGCGGACGAUUCGGCAUUGGGCGCGGGGAUGAGACCAACGAGGCGAAACGACGACGAAUUGCCAGGCAACUAUAAGACGGACUGUGUUUUCACUCAGGUCGAAAAGAAACGGAAUCCCCCGAAAGGUGCCAAAUACAUUGAAGGGUUGGAGAACCGCUUGGGUCGCAUGGAGUCCCUCCUACGGUUGUCGGGACUUCUCUCUGAGGACGAUAAUGGCAAAACCGAUCUGGGAACACUCGAAAAACGACUGGCGGAUCGGACGAACGCUUUAAACGCAGCGAGAACUGUGAAUAAGUUUUCAACUCCGAGUGCAACCCAGCAAACCGCACCCGCCUCUCACAAUACGACACCGCACAUGGAUUCAGGCUCGAGCCCGCGCACAGCCGCUACAUCCCCGGAGUCACAGAAGGAGUCAGAGACCGAGGUGGAGGCCUUAUCAGACAUGAUGUGCUCGCUUGUGACCAACAACUGCGGCGAGACCCGAUACAUCGGUUCCUCGUCCGGAUUUUCUAUCUUCUCUCCAAAGGGAAUUCAAUGGGUCAACGAAAAAACCGGUGAUACUUCGUUCCAAGACAUGAUCUCGUCCGCCUACGUUGAUGACAAUAAGUGGAUGUAUUGGAAACCGGAGAUCUUCAGCGAUAUAUUCGCUCGGCGGGUCUUCAAGCCCCUACCACCGAAGGAAGAGGCGCUUUCUCUGUUCAAGGACUUUUUUGAGAAUUUCAAUUGCGUGUUCCCAUUGUUCCACGAAGCCACGUUCAUGCAUCUCGUGGAAAAACAAUAUUCUCGGGAUCCUUAUGAAGGCUCUGGUUGGUGGGCCAGUAUCAAUGUCGUUCUCGCUAUCUCACAUCGACUUCGGGUGAUGAGCAAUUUGGUUCCUCACGAGGAAGAUAAGAAAGCGUGGUUAUACUUGAAAAAUGCUAUGGGUGUUUUGACCGAAUUGACAAUGAGGAAUACGGAUCUCUUGAGUGUUCAGGCAUUGUUAGGCAUGUCACUUUUCCUUCAGGGCACACCUAAUCCCCAACCAGCCUUUUUCCUUGUUGCCGCAGCAAUUCGUCUAUCUCAUAGCAUUGGGCUACACAAACGCGGCUCUGGCUUUGGGCUCAAUCCAGUCGAGGUGGAACAGCGGAAACGUGUGUUCUGGAUCGCAUACUGCCUUGAUAAAGAUAUCUGUCUUCGAUCUGGGCGACCCCCUGUACAGGACGACGAUGACAUGAAUGUUGAGCUUCCCAGCGACGAUCCACCUGACAAUGUCGGGAAUGUCCCACUUGCUGAUGGCAAGGGCAAAUUCAACCUCUUCAGGUCCCUUUGUGAAUUUGCAACCAUCGAAAGCAGCGUUUACAAGAGGCUUUACUCAGCCAAGGCCUCUAAACAGUCCGAUGGAGAAUUGCUCAAUACCAUUGGUGAGCUUGACAAGGAACUGGAGGAUUGGAAAGACAACAUUCCUGUCGACUUCCGCCCCGAACAUGAAAUCCAAGUCACCCACGGCCCUCUUCUUCUUCACGUCGUUGUUCUUCAGUUCUCAUACUACAACUGUCUGACUACAAUUCACCGCAUGUCUGUGCAUCAUGGAUAUUGGACCAGCCGCUUGUCAAACUAUGCGAUUCAAGGUUUGAAUGCCCGACCCUUGAACCCCAGGGUCUUCCUUUCAGCCGUUCUUUGUGUGACAGCAGCAAGAGCUUCGAUCAACCUGAUCAAGUAUAUUCCCCAGGGAGAUUUUGCUUGCGUUUGGCUAAUCCUCUACUACCCGGUAUCUGCACUUGUCACGCUCUUCGCUAAUAUCCUUCAAAACCCCGGUGAUGCCCGUGCACGUUCCGAUAUCAAGUUGAUGAAUGUGGUGGUUAACUUUCUGUCCACUUUGGUUUCUGAUGAAUCCAAUGGAAGCAUCAAACGCAUGCUUGGGCUCUGUGGAGAGUUCGAAAGAAUCGCCAAAGUGGUUCUCGAUAAAGCCGAGAGAGAAUCGCACGCACGAAAGAAGCGAAAGACUGCGCCGGAUGAGUCCGAUCAAUCACAGCGCGAGGCAAAUGAAGGACAGACCGCAACAUCCCCAAGACCCAAAACGCAACACGCACCUUCUACCUCUGGCCCCUUCUCACCAUCCAUGUUUGCCAAUAAUCCCGCUACCUCGGCCAACGAUGCCAAACACUUUGGCAAUGACCCCUCUAUCCCUUCAAACACCGGCCUCCCUAAUGGUCUUCCAAGUACCAUUCACAACAUGCCUGGCCUUGGACAAGAGUUCCCAGAUAUGCUUAGCCCGGAACAAUUUGGCAAUGUUCCUUUCUCCGACCAAGGCUCUUAUGAUGCCACUCCAAACAUCGGGUCGUUCCAACAACCAUUUGUUCCCCAGGAUUUAUGGCAGAUGCCAAUGACGAUUGAAUGGGACUGGGCAGAUAUGUCUACAAAUUUCCCCGUUUUUGAAUCCGGCGGUGUUGGCUCAAAUGGCCAGCCUCAAUGA